AUGAAGGAUACACAUGGUGGAAUACAUUCGGCUACCAAUAAAAUCAAAUCAUGCACAGCCAAACAGCGUAAAAAAGAACACAUCAAAGAACAAGGAAUUCAACAGCAUCAGAUGAUUGAUUCCAAUAAAAAUGUUGGACCGUCACAGUUCAUUGAUCUUACCAGUGAUGAUAGUGAUGACGGCUUGCUUCUUUCUUCAAAUUCUAAUUCUAAUUCUAAUAAUAUAUUCAAGCAACCAAAAGGGGUUAUUUAUCUCAAUGAGGAUUCUCAUGUAGCAUCUAUCAAUGAAGUAUCACUUACAACUCUUAAAAGAAACCAUGGUCGACCUAAAAAUAUUUUAGAACAUACGUCCGCAAAAACUGAUAUUGAAAAAACAACCGCCACUCCAAACACUACUAUGUCAAGUGAGAUAUUCGAUCAUCGUGCGGACGAUCAAGUACCAGUUACGACUCUAAAAAGAAAACGUGGUCGACCUAAA
Molecule: messenger RNA, 477 nt
Organism: Striga asiatica
Lineage: Eukaryota; Viridiplantae; Streptophyta; Magnoliopsida; Lamiales; Orobanchaceae
Source: the annotation of a GenBank genome assembly